CCGUAUACAACAUUUUUGUUGCGACAGUGGAGUCUUCUCAUAAUCGAAGUUUGUGUUUCCCAGCCGGGAUCAUUGCCAGCUGAUAUCGUCGAAUACGUAGUUUCUUUGUUUGAAGUGGUUAACGUCUGGUGAUGCAGAAGUCGUAAUAUGCACACCUAAUAUUUAAUAUCGUUGAUGAAAUCGAAUAUCCAUACAAUGUCUUCGUCCAGCCAGUGUCCAAUUUGUGUGGAAUCGUAUGACGAUCCAAACAAUAUUUGUAGUACAAUAUGCGGCCAUGUCUUUCACAAUUCAUGCCUAUUAGAAUGGCUGGAACACUCAGAUACAUGUCCUAUGUGCAAUAGAAGAAAUCCAGCACCCCACCGAAUUUUUAUCGAUCUCAGAGUCGAUCAAAACAAUUCAAAUGAAAAGCCAGCCAAGUUGGUGAUUAAAGGAAUUCCACCACUACUACUGGAAGCUCCGUUUUUCAAACCCGUAUUGGAAUUGAUGAGCGUAAUGCAAGUACAUAUUAGCGAAUCAGACAUAAAGACAGUUACAAGAAUAGCCAAUACACUGCAUGUGACCUUCCGGCAGGUCGAACAUAUGGAAGCGGUACUGAAAAAUAAGCACAAACUGAAGAAGAAUCCAACUACAUCAGCCAUAGUUAUCCAUGAAGUUGUCGAUCCUGAGGUAAAGGCUUUAUUCCAAUACAGCCACAAAUUGAAGAGGAUAGGCUAUAAAAUCUUUUUCAUCAGAGAUAAUAAAGUAUUUGUUAAGAAAGAACAAACUGACAGUGAAAUUGAAAUAUCUUCCAAAGAGACAGUGAACAGAAUUUACGAUGGCAACAGAUGGAACACACCAAGCGCGCCUUCGUUAUAUGCUAUAUCAAGUUCGACUUCUAACCAAAUUCCUGUUGAAUAUAAUAAUGAGGUCCAUCGAUAUAUUAAUGAUAGUGAUUAAAAUUGUCUAGUUUUAAGAGUUUGAUUAUCCAUUACAGUAUACCAUAACGUUUUAUAUUUAACUCGUUGACAUUUAGAAAGCAUUCAUAAACUGAGGGAAUGUAGAAAUGCUCGUACAAUUGCAUUUAUAACAAACAUUUAUGUGUAGCUUAUUUGUUUAUAUGCGUGGAACUAUCAAAUAUGUGGUAGGAGCUAAAAAAAAAUACACGUGUUUUCCGAAACGAGUAAUUUUUGGAUAGUAUAACAGGUAGAUAUGGCUGCAUAUGGUCAUAUAUUUUACUGAACUCUAUGUUACGAAGAGAUAUGUACUAUUUUUAUUACACAUAUGAGUAAACCAUUGACCAAACCAUUUCUAAAAUAAAAUCAAUUAAUUCUUUAAAAAUAUCCAACAAGGAACUAUUUCCUGAUGAUAAACUUUUAGAAUCGAUAAUUUGUAAAUAAAAUGAAUAUAAAUUACAA
This is a messenger RNA of Musca domestica (house fly), 1394 nucleotides long. Its product is annotated as E3 ubiquitin-protein ligase TRAIP. The record is from RefSeq and is a predicted model, not a curated record. Lineage: Eukaryota; Metazoa; Arthropoda; Insecta; Diptera; Muscidae. The coding region runs from base 175 to 936 and encodes 253 amino acids. The transcript is spliced from 2 exons.